Psilocybe cubensis is the source of this 2274-nucleotide messenger RNA. RefSeq lists its product as uncharacterized. Gene Ontology annotation, molecular function: 3-isopropylmalate dehydratase activity; 4 iron, 4 sulfur cluster binding. The transcript has 8 exons. The record is from RefSeq and is a predicted model, not a curated record. NCBI's taxonomy places the organism in Eukaryota, Fungi, Basidiomycota, Agaricomycetes, Agaricales, Agrocybaceae. Gene Ontology annotation, biological process: L-leucine biosynthetic process. Gene Ontology annotation, cellular component: 3-isopropylmalate dehydratase complex. Bases 1 to 2274 code for a protein of 757 amino acids.
AUGCCAGUCGCCGUUACUCCUCCUCGUACUCUCUACGACAAAAUCUGGGACGAUCAUGUUGUCGAUGUCAACGAGGACGGUUUAGCGCUUGUAUAUAUCGACCGUCACCUCGUACAUGAAGUUACAAGUCCGCAAGCAUUUGAGGGACUCCGCACCGCUGGUCGCCCCGUUCGUAGGCCUGAUUGCACUCUAGCGACUGUGGACCACAACGUCCCAACUGUAUCCCGUAAAAAUUUCAAGUCCGUCGAGACUUUCAUCUCUGAGCCAGACUCCCGUGCGCAGUGCGCUGCUUUGGAAGACAAUGUGAAAGAAUUCGGAUUAACAUAUUUCGGAAUGAAAGACCGAAGACAAGGUAUUGUUCAUGUUAUUGGUCCUGAGCAAGGUUUUACACUCCCUGGAAUCACUUGCGUCUGCGGUGACUCACAUACUUCAACACAUGGCGCCUUUGGAUCACUCGCAUUCGGUAUCGGUACAUCAGAGGUCGAGCAUGUCCUCGCUACGCAGACACUCCUGCAGAAAAAGGGCAAAAACAUGCGAAUUACUGUCGACGGGGAGCUUCAUGAAGGCGUUACGUCCAAGGACGUGAUUCUUCACAUUAUUGGCGUUAUUGGUACAGCUGGAGGUACUGGUUGUGUCAUUGAAUAUGCCGGCUCAGUUUUCCGAGGCUUCAGCAUGGAGGCUCGAAUGAGCGUUUGCAACAUGAGCAUUGAGGCUGGUGCUCGCGCCGGCAUGGUUGCUCCCGACGAGGUGACUUUCAAAUACCUUCAAGGUCGCCCCCUCGCUCCCAAGGGUGAAGAAUGGGACCGGGCAGUUGCCUACUGGAAAACUCUGAAAACUGACGAGGGCGCCAAAUUCGACAUCGAAGUCAACAUCCCUGCUUCUGAGAUCAUCCCUACCGUCACUUGGGGAACUUCACCUCAAGAUGUAGUCCCUAUCACUGGCCGUGUUCCAGACCCAUCAACCAUGUCCGAUCCUGUUAAGCGUGCUUCAGCUCAACGCUCGUUGGCCUACAUGGGUCUCGAACCCAAUACGCCAAUGGAAGAGAUCACAAUCGACAAAGUCUUCAUUGGAUCAUGCACCAACAGUCGCAUUGAAGAUCUCCGUUCAGCAGUGAAAGUCAUUCUGGCCGCUGGUCCUGAUGCAAAAGUUGCACCCAACGUCCACGCAAUGGUUGUUCCAGGCUCCGGUCUCAUCAAGCAACACGCCGAGGCUGAGGGAUUGGACGUCAUUUUCAAGAGGGCUGGCUUCGACUGGCGCGAGGCUGGAUGCUCUAUGUGCCUGGGUAUGAACCCUGAUCAGUUGGCUCCUGGAGAACGCUGUGCAAGCACCAGCAAUCGAAAUUUCGAAGGUCGCCAGGGUGCCGGAGGCCGAACACAUCUCCUCAGUCCUGCAAUGGCUGCCGCCGCCGCUAUCACUGGGAAACUGACCGACGUCCGAAAGUUUAUUGGAAAGGUUGCCGAAGCUCACAUUGCUGCUGCACCACCACUGAAGACCGUCAGCGAAUUUAACUUCAUGGACGAUGCAACCGCUUCGCCUACACCUGAAGCAUCCACGGAUUCAUCCUCCUCGUCAUUACCAUCUGCUUCCUCACCAUCUUCCGUUGAAAAGUUUGUGGUCGUGAAGGGUAUUGCUGCGCCCUUGCACAUUGAAAAUGUCGAUACCGAUAUGAUUAUUCCCAAACAAUUCUUGAAAACUCUGAAAAGGACUGGGUUGGCCGACGCCCUGUUUUACACACUCCGCAGGGAUCCCCAUACUGGCAAAGAAACCGAUUUCAUUCUCAACCGUGCCCCUUACAACAAAGCGAAGAUUCUAGUUUGCACUGGUCACAAUUUCGGUUGUGGUAGUUCUCGUGAGCACGCGCCAUGGAGUUUGAAUGACUUUGGAAUUCGAUGCGUCAUCGCUCCUAGCUUUGCUGAUAUCUUCCGCAACAACUCAAUGCAGAAUGGAAUGUUGCCAGUCACGAUUCCUCAGGAGCAGUGCAUCGAAUUGGCCAAAGACGCUGAAGCCGGUCUUGAUCUAGAAGUUGAUCUAGAAAAGGAGGAGAUUCGACGAGUCAACGGCCAGCCACCGAUCCCCUUUACUACUGAUGCGUUCCGCAGACAUUGCUUGCUGAAUGGCCUGGAUGAUAUUGCUUUGACAAUGCAGCGAGGGGAAGCGAUCAGCCAGUUUGAACAGAGGAGAACUGAAAUGUGGCCCUGGCUGAAUGGAUUCGGCUACGCAGACAAGAAGAUUCCAGUCGGGCCAGUGAGAAAAACAAAAAAGACAGAGUGGUGA